GGGGUUCCUCUGGCAACAUCUACAGCACAACAUCGCCUUUUAAUAGAUCGACUCCUUAUCAGUAUACGCAACGGCUGCUAUCUACAUCAACAACGCCAACUGUCUGUGCACGGGCGUGCAACAGUUCUCAGCACAUUCUUACUCUCUCGACUAUGGUAUGUCCUGAGGUUAACCGUAACCGAUACCUCUGCUUCGUCCUUUAAAUUACGUUACAGAGCGUCAUAUCCAGCUUUAUCUCGCACUGCAAGUUUCCCCGAAUCGCCAUAUCCCCAACAGGGCGGUUUACAAGUUCUCGACCCUCGAGCACAGCACCAAGCACUGCAACUACGUUGGAUACAACCUCUAGUCGAUUAU
Messenger RNA from Zychaea mexicana, 354 nucleotides. RefSeq lists its product as uncharacterized. The annotation marks the transcript as partial. NCBI's taxonomy places the organism in Eukaryota, Fungi, Mucoromycota, Mucoromycetes, Mucorales, Lichtheimiaceae. The transcript has 2 exons. The record is from RefSeq and is a predicted model, not a curated record.